AAGUUCCCUUGCCCAUGUUAGGAGGUGUACGCCUUCUGAACUAAAGAUAGACACAGCUGCCCCUUCCAGACAGCUAAAAGCUUCCAGACUAAGAGGUCUUCCCCACUCGGCAGCCAGACUCCUUGAAAUACCCUUUCAGUAAUUCUACCAACGCUUCCAUGUCUCUACUCUGCCAUAACAAAGGCUGUGGGCAGCACUUUGACCCCAAUACCAAUCUUCCUGAUUCCUGUUGCCAUCACACUGGGAUUCCAAUCUUCCAUGAUGCACUUAAGGGUUGGUCCUGCUGCCGGAAGCGAACUGUAGAUUUCUCUGAGUUCUUAAACAUCAAGGGCUGUACUAUGGGACCACACUGUGCUGAGAAGCUCCCUGAAGCCCCUCAACUUGAGGGCCCUGGCACAAGCAGUUCAUUUCAGGAGCAAAAACUGACUACGAUUCCAAAGUCAGCAGAGACUUUGCGCCGGGAGAGGCCCAAGUCAGAGUUGCCACCAAAGCUGCUUCCGCUAAAUAUAUCCCAAGCCCUGGAAAUGGCAUUGGAAAAGAAGGAAUUAGACCAGGAAUCUGGAGCAGGACUUGACAGUAGUCUGAUUCAGACUGGUUCCAGCUGCCAGAACCCAGGAUGUGACGCUGUUUACCAAGGCCCUGAGAGUGAUGCUACUCCAUGUACUUACCACCCAGGAGCACCUCGAUUCCAUGAAGGGAUGAAGUCUUGGAGCUGUUGUGGCAUCCAGACCCUGGAUUUUGGGGCCUUCCUGGCACAGCCAGGAUGCAGAGUUGGUAGACAUGACUGGGGGAAGCAGCUACCAGCAUCUUGCCGUCAUGAUUGGCACCAGACAGAUUCCUUAGUAGUGGUGACUGUGUAUGGCCAGAUUCCACUUCCUGCAUUCAACUGGGUGAAGGCCAGUCAAACUGAGCUUCAUGUCCACAUUGUUUUUGAUGGUAACCGUGUGUUUCAAGCACAGAUGAAGCUCUGGGGGGUCAUAAACGUGGAGCUGAGCUCUGUCUCCUUGAUGCCAUCUCGGGUUGAAAUCUCCCUGGUGAAGGCUGACCCAGGAUCCUGGGCCCAGCUGGAGCACCCUGAUGCACUAGCUGAGAAGGCUAAGGCAGGGGUUGGGUUAGAGAUGGAUGAGGAAGAAUCUGAGGACUCAGAUGAUCUGAGCUGGACAGAGGAGGAGGACGAGGAGGAAGCAAUGGGGGAAUAGUGACACCAAACAAUCAAGUAUCUAGACAGGACCUCAAUAAAUCUCAUAGGAUCUCAGAGACCAGGAUAUGGUUGGCCAUGUGGUAUUGAGCAGCAGGAGGCUGAAGGAGGGGAGAACAAAAAUAUCCAAACCAUGCUGUUUGUUCUCUUAAAUAAAUCUGUUAUUCUACAGUUUCA
This is a messenger RNA of Myotis lucifugus (little brown bat), 1375 nucleotides long. RefSeq names its product integrin subunit beta 1 binding protein 2 (gene ITGB1BP2). The transcript has 11 exons. Bases 159 to 1199 code for a protein of 346 amino acids. The record is from RefSeq and is a predicted model, not a curated record. Lineage: Eukaryota; Metazoa; Chordata; Mammalia; Chiroptera; Vespertilionidae.